AUGUCCUUCCCACACUUUGGACACCCAUACGGCGGCGCUUCCCAGUUUCUGGUGUCUGCAAGUUCCAACACUACUUGCUGUGAAUCUGCCCCUCGCUCUGUCUCAGAUGUGGCCUCAGGCUCCACCCCAGCGUCUGCUCUUUGCUGUGCACCUUAUGACAGUCGGCUGCUGGGCAGUGCACACCCUGAGCUAGGUGCUGCUUUGAGCAUCUACGGAGCCCCCUAUGCAGCUGCGGCAGCUGCCCAGAGCUACCCUGGCUACCUGCCCUAUGGCCCGGAGCCACCAUCACUGUAUGGGGCCCUGAAUCCGCAGUAUGAAUUUAAGGAGGCAGCAGGGAGUUUUACAUCCAGCCUGGCCCAACCAGGAGCCUAUUAUCCCUACGAGCCAACUCUGGGGCAGUACCAAUAUGACCGGUAUGGUGGGAUGGAGUUGAGUGGUGCAGGACGCAGAAAGAACGCCACUAGGGAGACCACCAGCACGCUCAAGGCCUGGCUCAACGAGCACCGCAAGAACCCCUACCCCACCAAGGGCGAGAAGAUCAUGCUGGCCAUCAUCACCAAGAUGACGCUCACCCAGGUGUCCACCUGGUUUGCCAACGCACGCCGGCGCCUGAAGAAGGAGAACAAGAUGACGUGGGCGCCCAAAAACAAAGGUGGGGAGGAGAGGAAGUCAGAGGACAGAGAAGAGGACUCCAUGGGCUGCCUAAAUGGUGACACCAGAGACGAUACUGUUAGUCGCGAGGCCCAGGGACUUCGCCUGAGUGACUUGGAAGACCUGGAGGAAGAGGACGAAGAGGAGGAAGUCGAGGAAGAGGAGGCAGCGACACAGGACCCGCUGACGGAGUUCCAUAAGGGCGCGCAGUCAGUGCGCGCGCCAUGCGCCCCUGCUGUAGAUGGCCGGUUGGAAAGCAGGGAGUGCGGCCUGUCAAAGCCCCGCUUCUCUUUCACUGAACCCCUGGGGUCAGGAGAAGCUGAUUUCAUUGCGACAGAGUCGGGGGGCCCCAUGAUCUUGCACUACCCAUUCGGCGAGAAACCACGCAUCUGGUCUUUGGCGCACACUGCGGCAGCCAGGGCGGUCGAAAGUGCACCCUCAACCCGGCCCAGGGCACGAAGUCCUGAGUGCCAUAUAAUUUCCGGACUGCCUCCAGACCCUGCCAGGCGAACUGUAGUCCCCAGAGACUCCCCGUGCGAAGAGUCUCCCCGAGUAGUCAAAGCCUUCGGAAACUCCACGGUUGCGCUGCAGGGGCUGCCAGUGAACUGUGCGCCGUGCGCCAGACGGAGGGAGCCCGAAGUGCAGUGCCAGUACCCUUCUGGGGCAGAAGGUAGUGGGCCCCCAACGGCAACAGCUGGUCCCAUCCCCAGCCUCCCCCAGGACACUCCAGUCGCCCUCACUGACCUGAGGCUUAGGGUCCGGAAAAUUAAACUGCGAAAAGAUAAACAUUAUUUCCAGUCGGCUUUGCGGGAUUAA
This is a messenger RNA of Castor canadensis (American beaver), 1467 nucleotides long. RefSeq names its product iroquois homeobox 6 (gene Irx6). Gene Ontology annotation, molecular function: DNA-binding transcription factor activity, RNA polymerase II-specific; RNA polymerase II cis-regulatory region sequence-specific DNA binding. Gene Ontology annotation, cellular component: nucleus. The record is from RefSeq and is a predicted model, not a curated record. Gene Ontology annotation, biological process: cell development; regulation of transcription by RNA polymerase II; neuron differentiation. NCBI's taxonomy places the organism in Eukaryota, Metazoa, Chordata, Mammalia, Rodentia, Castoridae.